AUGGGUCUGUACACUGCAGAAAAUGUUCAGCUGGAAAAGGACAUUCUGCUUCGAGCGCUAGGAUGUCACAGAGAUAUCACAGCUCUAAAAGGAUUACUUCUGCGAGCGCUGGAUCGGAAUUCGUCGUUUGUUCGCCUUCAAGAUGUGUCUGACGUCUUUAUGGCUGUAUCUGGAAAUCCCGUGGGCGAGGAAUUCAUGUUCAACUUCCUUCUAGAGAGAUGGGAAGAAAUAAUCGAAAGGUAUCAGAAAUAUGAGAUCGUUCGGAACGACGCUAAUUUCAGCUUACCGUCGGAACACACUUCAGUUGAAAAAGUGAUCAAGGACUGUUCUACAGGCAUUCGAUCCGAGCAACAAAUAGAACAGCUGAGAAAUCUUCACAAAAAUGGCCGAAAUGCUCGAGAUUACGGUGCAUUCGACGAGGAAAUCGAACGAGCAGAGCACAAAGUCGACUGGAUUAAAAAACAUUUUAGGAAUCUAUCGGAUUUCUUCAAGAAAGCUAGCACGUAG
Ostertagia ostertagi is the source of this 507-nucleotide messenger RNA. Lineage: Eukaryota; Metazoa; Nematoda; Chromadorea; Rhabditida; Trichostrongylidae. The record is from the annotation of a GenBank genome assembly.